AUGGAUGAUGAAGAAUGGAAGUAUGCUUCCGAAAGUCGAAAAAUUCAGGAACAGUCUAACAGUUCCAGAAAGGCCCGAAAGGCUAAAUCAAGUGGCCCAAAGUCAAAGAAGAAAAUUUCAAAAACUCUUUUACAAAAGACUACACAUUCCACAAAAGCUGCAGAUGAUAUGGCUGUGGGUGACAGAGAUGGUGUUGAAGGUGUGGAAGAGGGUGAACAUGUGGAUGUUUUACGUGCGUCUAUAGAGGAAAACAAUGUUAACAAUGUCAGAGAGGAGCUUCAGAGGGAUGAAUCUCCGAGUAAGCACAGUCGCUCAAAGUCCCGCUCCAGGAGUGGGUCCAGAAGUCGGUUUUCCAACUUCUUCAGGCGAAAAAAGAAAUGCGUGUCAGAGACUGAUCUAACUCAGAAUGUUACUGAAGAGGCAGAUAAGAAAUACGAAAGCACAGAACGUGUUGAAAAUACAGACAGACCAAAAACUCUAGAAUUAAGAAAUGAUGGAGAAGCAACGGCGAACUCCUCACAGAGAAGGAGUAAUUUGAAAAGGACGUCUCCGCAUCAUAGCUACGAUCCCAGAAUUCAACCUCGAGACCGUCUGCUGCAUAUGACGGUUGCUGAUGCAGUGAAAGAGCAGCAGUUACGACGAGCUAACUCAGCCAGUCGUUCCUCGCCACGCCGCAGGGAUACAUCUUCGUCCUCAUCAGCAAUUAUGUUCUUGUCUUCCCCAAGUCUGGCCGCUGCCAUGAUGGCUUCUGAUGCUGCCAGAAAAGCCUUCAGACCCACAACAACGUCUUCCACGUUGCCUGCAAUGAGGUCAAAGACACCGUCAGCGAUAAGUUCACUUGUAGUAGGCAGUAGUUUUCCAAUGUCAGGGUUCAGUAUGAACCUACAAGAUAAGGCAGAAAUAAAAACAAUACAGAACGAAGCACCCCAACCUAGCAUAGAUAAUGUUAAUAUAGAACACGCUAGAGCUUCUAAAUCAGACAGUUUAACACAUUCUAUUGUAGAACCACAGAAACAACCUCGCAAAGAUAACAUCAAUGAUUUUAAAGGGGAGACAAGUACUCAAAAAAUGCCUGCACAAGAACCUACCGGCGAAACUGUGCGUGAUAGUUUGUCUUCACAAAAAGACCAACCACAGCCUUCACAUUCAGUCUUUGUUCAUCGCACUCCGGAGGAGGAAGCCUUAGAAGCUAAGACCAAACGUCAGGCUUCAUUAUCCCAGUUUCUGGAGCUCCGACAAACGUUACCACCAAUUUUAACACGUACUCAUCGACUCAGCCAAUCCAGCGAUUCCGGAGUGACCUCUCGAGAUACAUCUCCUUGUCCAUAUCCUGUGUACCCGGAAGUAAAACGACAGCAGGAUCAACAUACAUCACCUCCUUCUCAAGAUUCUCAACUAAAGGACAAAGCACCAAACCCAUAUGUGGUAAGCAGCAUUUCUGUCUCCCCAGCAACCGUUACCAGUCAUAGUCAGAGUGUGAGUGGCGAGAAAAUUGAAACUGGCCCCAAAGAAAAUGAGAUAAACAGACCACAAGUGCUGAAGCUAGAAGACAGUAUGGCUGAGUCUAGUUCCAUGUCCUCCAGCCCUCAGGUUAACUCUAUGACCUCGUCGUUCCGCUCCUCUGAUCAGGGUUAUGCUGAAACUGACAGCGAUGACGAGUCUCCAUUUGCCACACCUCCUGAGGAUUUUGAAUUGACGAGCUCAGGGAAGAGAGAAAAAAGUCGAACAUUUAAUCCGAGUAUACUAGAGAAGCUUCUGGACACUGCGCGAGAACAGCUUCCAAGGGAACCAGGUCAGAAGCCAGAUCAUACAUCUUCGGAGACUAAGCAACAACUUCUUGACCGCAAAUUUAACAUUUUACAUGACAAUCAGUCUACACAAGAACUGCACCCAGGAGAAGAAAGAGGUGAGACCAAAUUAAGAUACAUACCUCGAGGCGUAAGGAGGUCACAAAGUGAUGCUGAGAGUCGACACAAAACAUCCAGACGUUUCUAUAAACGAACAUGUAAACCUGAUAGAGGUCCACAAAGGAUAGGAUCAGCCGAGGGCUUCUCGACGUCCCCAAAUCUCGGUCGAGAGAAGGUCUCGUUUGACUUGGACAAGCAGUUAACGCCAAGUACAGUAACGCUGACCAAUUCAGACGGAUUUGACGUGGACUUCCUCACUGUGGAGCGAAAUGACCAAAAGCUGGUUCCUGUCAUGGGAACGGUGGCUCAGCAAAAGUACAGAAGAACCUAUUCCCCAUCCAGAGUAAGAAAAAUUAUUCCUGUUUCGAAAGAUGACAGCGGUACAACACCUUUUUUUAACACGACCGCCGCUCUUGUACAAUCCCCUGUUAAGGAAGUCAUUUCAUCUGUCAGCGCAACUUCCAUGGAACAACAUCCCAAGAGUGAUCUUCCAGAGAAACCCUCAAAUCUUCCAUUGAAAAAACCUGAGCUAUCCCCUACAAUGCCUAAAAGGGGAAUACUGAAGUCACCAUUGAAAGAUAAAGUCAGUGUGUCUACGGAGGACAAGGAGAAUCUACAACAACCUGAUAGUAAUGAUAAACCUUCAUUGAAACCAGAACCCAGCCAAGUAAAUGAACAAGAAACACAAGACAUAGGAGAAGCCAUAGAUAAAUCACAGAAGAUAGUGGAAGCGAAGACGAAAGAAGAAAUCAGAGAUGACAGAAUAUCAGAAAUCGACAUCAGUGAGGAAAAAACAUCAAAAGGUGAAACCAAAAAGGACAAAAAGUUGAAAAAGCAAAAACGAAAAGAAAAAUUGCCCAAAUCAGACACCACCACACGAACAUCUCCAAAAGAAGACAUUGCUAUGCCAACUCCAACAGUGCAAAUCACAUUUGAAAACGCCGCAAGCAUAGAAACACCAAACAAUUCUCUCGGGAAGGAUUUCGUCCCUCAGACAGCAGCUGCUAAACAUUCGGAUGAGGCUGCUCUAUCAAAACCACGUAUUGAGAAAUCAAACUCUGCAAGCGAUAUCAUCAUUCACUCCCGGACACAAGGCAUUUCUGGAGAACCAUCAGAGCCGCUUACUGGCUCAGAGAAGAAACUGAGUAUAGACUUCCCUAUGAUACACGGACUAGAGGUUGGUAUGCAUAAAGUUCACUCAUUUAGUGGCUACUCGCUAGGUGACUACCUCAAAGAACAGUCCAAAUCCAACUGGAUGCAACAAAACAUCUGCCCAAAAUCGCAGGAAGUCAAAGCUGCGAAGUCGGUGCUCAAGAAGAAAUCUAGUCCAAGCGUCGAAGUUAGAAAACAACCAAAUGAUAUUAGAACAGACAAAAAGGAAUUUCAUGAACAAAUUUCCAAGCCAACAAACGACGUCCUUGUUACAGAAUCCAAAGGAAAAGAUAGCCAAAGUUGUACUCUAAAAAUAAUGGUUGAUAAAGAAUGCCAAACUUCAGCCUGGCUCAUCAACACGUUAAUAAGAAAAAAGUCGUCCAAAUCCAAAAAGAAAGGUACCAGCUUCUAUAAAAAGAAGAAACAGCAGCAGCAAAGAAGAGGUAGUUCUGUCAGUGACACCUUUGUGCCACUAGACUUGAAACGACACAAGGAAUCAUUUCAACAUUCAUCUCUAGGCGAUAUACGACUAGCCUCCUCAAAAGAGCCUAGCUUCACAAAUCGGUUAGUCAGGGGAUCUUCAGAGAAGGCCCCACGCCACCGGGUGGAUAAAUUAAGCAACUUAACCCCUACUGCAGGUUCCAGCAGUAAAUCUCGCUCAGACAACAAAAACGAUGAUUCUGACCUACCUAAGCCCAAAAAGCUUUCACUAAGCUCGGUGAUUCUCCUAAAAAACCGACUGGCCAAAUACAGGGAGAAGAAACGAACAGAUAAACCCUCACUGGAAACUGUAGAGGACGAACCAGGAUUAGAUAGGGUCUCUUCUGAGACUCUUAUCACUAUGGAAAACGAACUGAACCUUAGUAAGCUAGAGGUCAGCAAGGAAACUGACAUCAUUGAUGACGAUAUUUACGAACCGGAAUUCUCCUUGGGUUACAAAAGAAAGCAUCUCAGGUUUGAAGAUCUGCCUAGUGAACCAAUGCAGAGUCAGGAACCGCUACCACCUCUACCAACAUCUCGUCGAAUGCGACAAAGACGUGAGAGCACACUCAGGGAGAGGAAACGGAAGUGCGUUCAGUAUUGCAAGAAGUUUAUUGCGUUCCUCUUCUCUCACGUGGGGUUGUGUUCCUUGGUCGUCGCCUACACUAUUCUUGGAGGAUUUAUAUUUCAAGCUUUGGAGAACCAAGCCGAGUACAAUGUCCGGAGUUCGAUACGU
This is a messenger RNA of Candidula unifasciata, 4275 nucleotides long. Lineage: Eukaryota; Metazoa; Mollusca; Gastropoda; Stylommatophora; Geomitridae. The record is from the annotation of a GenBank genome assembly.